Molecule: messenger RNA, 498 nt
Organism: Aphanomyces astaci
Lineage: Eukaryota; Oomycota; Saprolegniomycetes; Saprolegniales; Verrucalvaceae
Exons: 3
Coding region: 1-498 (165 amino acids)
Source: RefSeq, a predicted model, not a curated record
AUGUGUCCAGCACACGAGGACGGGCCGUGGACUGCAUAUUGGAUCUUGGGUUGCAUGCGAACGUGUGCAGAGCGCCAAAACAGGGAGCUUCGACACGACGUGGGUGCUGGCGUUCUACGCCAACUUGUGGUCCAUUGGCAAAAGCACGAGACGGGCCGGCCGCGCAACGCGGGCUUCUCGCUCCUGGCCGACCACGUGGCGGUGCUCCAUGGGCGCUGGUCGGCGAGCGGUCACCACACGUUGCGAUGGCAAUGGCACGAGGCGUCCGAGUCGAACGGCGCGGGCUUCGUGCUCCUCUGCGGCCAGUGGUUGUCACCCUACUGCAUUCAGUGGGUUGGUUGCCGCCUUGGAUUUGACGUGGGCGACACGGCGCGCCUCGGCCUCCUUCAUAGCUCGUUCGGCGUCACGACGAUCACGUCGGGCGCCCGCUUCGAGGACACUUUGGGACUGGCGUUCCACCCACGCUCGUUCAGUCACCAGGCCAAACUCUUCCGAUGA